GUUGCUUGCGGUAUCGCUCGGCGGAUCCGAGCCCGUAGGAGAUCGUGAACCGCGUUCGCGGGUGUCUCGUGCGCGCGGCGACCCGUCGCUCGCGAAAGGACGCGACGCCGACGAGACGGGCGAGGACGCGCGAAGCGCGUCACGUCGCUUCGCGUCGCACCGUGCCACAAGUCGCAACGGACGCGCGGUCCGUCGUCACGGCACGGCCGAUUUGGGCCGAUCGCUGCUUCAGUGAUUCCGCCGCUGUCACGCGCUUCGCUUCAUCAUGUACCGAGCGACCCGCGCGUCGUCCCACCGUGUGGGAAACCGCGCCGUCGGCGCCGCGAGAGGAAGACGGAAGAAUGGUGUAGGAAAAAAUGUGACAAAGACUUUACCUUCAAUUGUACAAAGUAAUAAUGCAAGUCCACUGGUGAAAAGCGAGAGCAAACUGGAUACCACCAAACAAGCAACAAAUAAAUUCGACACAAUCAAAACGGAAUCCGUACUAGAAACAUGCAAAUCUCCUAUAUUCAUAAUUUACUCUCAUAGUCAAGAUCCAAAUGCCGAAGUUACGAAAGGGAAAAGCCCGCUUGCCCAAUAUUUUUUCGAUAAUGCGCAAACUGUUUCAACUCGUGUUCAAGUGAAGGAAGAGAUUACUCCUUAUGUAGAACAAUUCAAAACUGACGAAACACCAGUAGCUGUUCCAAUUUAUACGCCUUCUACGCCACAUAGAAUAAAGAUGCCAUCGGAAGAUAUAGACGAGGGUGCUACAAUUACUACUAAGGACAAGCAAUCUGUGAUUUCAUUACUGAGCCCGUUAAAAGUAAAAAAGCCAGCAGCUCCACGUGGCCGUAAAAGAGGAACCUCCAAUCAGUCUCUCAGUCAUCGUUUGUCGAAGCCGCAGGGCAUCGAAACGAACCAUUCGAUUACCGACUACUUUCCAGUACGUCGUAGCGUAAGAAAGAGCAAGAAGGCUGUAUUAGAAGAGAAACAACGUGAUCUAGAACACAAAGUGCUUUGCCAGGUGGAGGAUGGUUUAGAGGUCAAAAACUUUCCAGGCAAAGGUCGAGGUGUCAUAACGACACGAGAAUUUGCUAAAGGCGAGUUUGUAGUGGAAUAUAUUGGCGAGCUGAUCAACCAGGGGGAGGCGAAGGAGCGCGAGGAGAUAUAUGCACAAGAUCAAAAUACCGGAUGCUACAUGUAUUACUUUCAACAUCAUAAUCAGCAGUAUUGUGUUGAUGCGACCGCGGAGUCUGACAAACUUGGCAGAUUGGUGAAUCAUUCGAGAACCGGUAAUUUAAUCGCGCGGAUCGUUGAGGUCAAUUCAAUACCGCAUCUGGUACUUACAGCGAAGGAGGAUAUACCGAUCGGCGUAGAGGUCACGUACGAUUACGGAGACCGAAGUCGCGAAUCCAUUCGUCAUCAUCCAUGGCUGGCGUUAUAGCACUUCCAAUUUCACUAUUUAUAAUGACAUCGCGUUACAUUGUACAAAAGAUUCAUUUCAUUUACGUUCCUUCCAUGAAGGAACUAUGUAUAGCGCGAAUUGUGUAUAAAUUAUUUUCACAGCGAGACGCGGAAUCUUUAGCGUCUGGACACGCGACUGUGCGAGCUUCUAUGCUAGUGAAUUCCAAAUAUUUUCCUACGUUACUCCACGAAAUUGAUUCGUUCGGCUAGUAAAAGAGAAUUAAUAUUGAAUUGUUAAUCACGACAUUACUUGUUUUCGUAUGUAUCGGAAGAGUAAAGUAUGAUUUGUAUGUUAUAACAUUUAGCUUAAUGACAGGUUUGAUGUAAUUUAUUAAAAAAAAAAAAAAUGAUUUUUUUAAAGGAGAGAAAGUAUAUUUCUGUCUUAAUGUUAAACGUUUAACUUUAACAUAUGCAGUAUUAUCAAUCGAAUUAGACCCUUUGCACUCGGUAUUUGAAUUGCGUAAUCGUGACAAAUCGUAGCAUCUGCUUCAUCUAGUCCCAGCUUUGGUCUGGUAUCUAUUGACAGCGAUCGAGCUUGGAUUUUCCACAUACUGGACAAAGAAUUCCUAGUUGAAGCGAUUGUGAUACGUAGCUACGAAAACGGUGUAUCCCUCUCCUACUCUUUCGAAAAAGUAUAUAUAUGCAUGUAUGUAAUCAUAUAGUGCGACUAUCGACGAAAGAGAUCUUUUUGUUCAAGUAUUUGUUUGCGAUGCACAAUAGCUUUGAGUGCUUCACUGCCACAUAUUUAGAUGCGAGAACUUGAUUUCUCGAGAGACAAUUGUACAUAUAGCCUAUACAAAUGACACUUGCGAACCUAUUCUUUGAGUGUUUAUAUAUAUAUUCAUCUUCCUUAAAAUAAUUACGUUAAAGAAAAAAACAGACAAUUGUUAUAUUCUUAUCCUCAUUUCGUUGUCAACUAUUUAUAGUACACACGAAUAUGCAUUAUUAUUUAAUAUUUUAUCGCUCACAUACUUUUACAUUGCCGCUAGUUUGUUACUACCGCUCUAAUUUGUAAUUUACAAUUAAUGUUCGAUUUUCGUUAAGAAUAAUUAAGCCUAAUUUACCGAUCUUCCCCAUUCCUUUUUUUGAGCCUUCAACUUUAAAGAGUAAUUCUAAAAAUAGGCUUAUAUAUAAUAUAUACAGAGAAGAAGCAGUUUUUAAUAAACAUUUUUUAUGCUGUCGAUAAUUUUACAUCCGUUGAUCGUGUUUACCGCAUGUCUUAUCGCACGCAAGAAUUCUUGUAGCUCCGCAUAUUGUAUACGAAAUAUAUACGGUUUAUUUAAAGUUGCAAAAUUUGGUAUGUUUUUACAUCUAUUUUCUCUAAGAUUUAUCGCUUAUUACAAACUUGCUUUUUUGUGUGAUAAUUUUCCUGAAAACAAAAUGUGUUGCAAUCUAAUAUAAUGUGAACCAAAUAAAAUAAUUGCGAACGAUUUUGUUGCCAGGAAUGAAAUUGUAUAAACAAUUAUUAAAAAAAAAAAAAUUGGCAAAUCUU
Molecule: messenger RNA, 2935 nt
Organism: Temnothorax curvispinosus
Lineage: Eukaryota; Metazoa; Arthropoda; Insecta; Hymenoptera; Formicidae
Gene: Set8
Product: histone-lysine N-methyltransferase PR-Set7
Exons: 6
Coding region: 266-1423 (385 amino acids)
Molecular function (GO): protein binding; histone H4K20 methyltransferase activity
Source: RefSeq, a predicted model, not a curated record